This is a messenger RNA of Coniophora puteana RWD-64-598 SS2, 885 nucleotides long. RefSeq lists its product as uncharacterized. The transcript is spliced from 4 exons. The record is from RefSeq and is a predicted model, not a curated record. Lineage: Eukaryota; Fungi; Basidiomycota; Agaricomycetes; Boletales; Coniophoraceae. The coding region runs from base 1 to 885 and encodes 294 amino acids.
AUGAUGUUCUCCGCCACUUUCACCUCCCUCUGCCUCGCCGCUGUUGCUGUUGCCCUCCCCGCUGAGAAGCGUGCUGCUCCCACAGUGACCGACAUUCUGAACUAUGCCUUGACGCUCGAGCACCUUGAGAACGCCUUCUACGCUGAGGGUAUCAACAACUUCACCCAGCAGUCCUUCAUCGACGCUGGCCUCCCCGGUUUCGCUGCCGGUCGCUUCUCCGAGAUUGCCCAGCAUGAGGCUACCCACGUCCAGUUCCUCACUGGUGCUCUCGGCGAGGACGCCACCCAGGCCUGCGACUACAACUUCCCCGUGACAGACGCCAAGUCCUUCGCCCAGGUCUCCUACCUGCUCGAGAACGUCGGCACCUCCGCGUACUCCGGUGCUGCCCAGUACCUCUCGGGUGGGACGCUCACCGCCGCUGCCGCCAUCCUCGCUGUCGAGGCUCGCCACUCCGCGUGGGUCAAUUCCGCCGUCCUCAAGGCCAACCCGUGGAACGGCGCCUUCGACACCCCGCUCGACCUCAACCAGAUCUACACCCUCGCGACGUCCAUCAUCACGUCGUGUCCGUCCUCGAACCCGGCGCUGCCCGUCAAGGCGUUCCCCGCCCUUACCUUCGGCACGGACAUGACCGCCGGCCAGGCUACCACUGUCUCGUUCAACGGCUCGGACGCGAGCAGCGCCAACGGAAUGUACGUGGGCUUCAUCAGCGGGAUGAACACGACCAUCGUCCCCGUGCAGAACGGCCAGGUCACCAUUCCCGACGGUCUCAUGGGCGUCGUGUACGCCGUCGCGACCUCGAGCGACUCGAUGACCAGCGAUAAUGUCACUCUCGCCGGCCCGGCGUUCCUUUCCUUCGAUUUCAAGUCGGACGCACUGCUCCUAUAA